GCCCACCCAGCAGCAUAGCAGAUCGAAAAAUGCUUCCGCUAUUGCUUCAUCUCCUGCAACCUCGCAUUUGUUGUUACGCUCUUGUUGUUUUGAGUGCCUCUCUGUUUUUGAUGUCUCAAAUAGUACCGAAGAUGUUUCGAUGCCGUUUUCAAGAACCAACCGCCGGGAUUCCUCCAGGGAGUCCAGGAUUACCGCUGAUUGGAGAGACCUUGCAGUUCAUGGCUUCCAUCUACAGUGGCAAAGGCUUCUAUCACUUUGUCCGGGUUCGCCAUCUCCGGUACGGGAACUGCUUCAGGACAAACAUCUUUGGGGAGACGCAUGUCUUUGUUUCGAGCACAGAGUCAGCCAAGGCAAUCCUGAACAAUGACUCGGGAAAAUUCACCAAAAGAUACAUAAGGUCGAUCGCAGAGCUUGUUGGUGAUCAAAGCCUUCUCUGUGCUUCUGACCAACACCACAAACUGAUCCGUACCCGUCUCUCCAAUUUGUUCUCAGCUACUUCUAUAUCAGUUCUUGUCAAACAGUUUGAUGAAUCAAUCGUGGAAACAUUCAACUGCUGGGAUGAUGGCAGCACUGUGGUCGUACUCCAAGAGGCACUCAAGAUAACUUGCAAAGCAAUGUGCAAAAUGCUGAUAAGUCUAGACAGCGGGGAAGAACUAGAGAUGUUGCAGCAGGAAGUCGCCCAAGUUUGUGAAGCAAUGCUCGCAUUCCCUUUGAGGUUACCUUGGACAAGAUUCCAUAAAGGCCUCCAGGGCAGAAAAAGAAUAAUGAACAUACUGGACAAGGCGAUUAGUGAAAGAAGAGGAGGCAUAAAACAAGCUUAUCAAGGAGAUUUUCUGCAACAGAUGUUGAUGGAGGAUGAAAAAUCAUCUAGUACUCAUGAUGAAGCUCCAAGGCUGACAGAUGCAGAGAUUAAAGACAACAUCUUAACUAUGAUUAUUGCAGGUCAGGAUACAACAGCAAGUGCAAUCACAUGGAUGGUUAAAUUCUUGGAUGAGAACCAAGAUGUCCUUGAGACACUUAGGAAUGAACAACAGCACAUGGCAAAAAAGACUUCACUGAAGCCAUAUCUUUCGGUUGAAGAUCUUACUGAGAUGCCUUAUGCUUCUAAGGUUGUAAAAGAAUCCCUACGGAUGGCAUCAGUAGUACCAUGGUUCCCAAGACAAGCACUCAAAGACUGUGAGAUUGAAGGAUUUAAGAUCAAAAGAGGUUGGAACGUUAAUAUUGAUGCUAAAUCAAUACACCUGGAUGCUAUGGUGUACAAGGAUCCAAGAGAGUUCAAUCCAACAAGAUUUGCUGGAGAAACAAAGCCAUACAGCUUCUUGGCAUUCGGAAUGGGAGGGAGGACUUGCCUUGGGAUGAACAUGGCCAAAGCCAUGAUGCUUGUGUUUCUCCACCGUCUGAUCACCACAUACAGGUGGAAGGUGAUGGACCCCGACACGAGCACUGAGAAGUGGGGGCUUUUCUCGAGAUUAAAAAGUGGCUGUCCGGUGCAAUUGAUGAGAAUCACUGAGGAUGUUUCAGUUCAAACCUAAGAAAGACGUUAAUUUAAGAACUUAUGUAUCAUCUCUAGAUCAUGCAUGUCAGGACUUUUCUAACUACAUACGUUAAUAAGACUUGUAUAUAUGUGUGUGUAUAUGUAAGGCAUGCAUGCAGGGGUUGAAUGAUUUCCGCGAUACUGGAAGAUGAAUAUUGUACAAAUCAAUUUAGAUAAGGAGUAAUGUUAGAUAUAGUUAUGAGUUCUGCAA
Molecule: messenger RNA, 1745 nt
Organism: Juglans regia (Persian walnut)
Lineage: Eukaryota; Viridiplantae; Streptophyta; Magnoliopsida; Fagales; Juglandaceae
Product: abscisic acid 8'-hydroxylase 3
Exons: 10
Coding region: 30-1532 (500 amino acids)
Biological process (GO): brassinosteroid homeostasis; brassinosteroid biosynthetic process; sterol metabolic process
Molecular function (GO): iron ion binding; heme binding; oxidoreductase activity, acting on paired donors, with incorporation or reduction of molecular oxygen
Source: RefSeq, a predicted model, not a curated record